UUUUUAUGUAACACCUGCUAACAGCAGCUUGAUUCCGUCCAUUGGAAAAGAUCGUGAUAGAGAGAGGCUUGUCACAAACUAACGGCGUCACAUUUUAAUUCUUACAUUACAGUAAUUUGUCACUGGGGAUGUUCUAGGUAUUAUUAAUAUCAUGCGUUUGAUUUAACCCCGGCCAGAAAGCUAAUGGAGCGGUUAUUUUGCUAAAAAAAAAAAAAAGCUAACCGACGGUUACUUUAACGGUGCGUCUGUCAAAUCAGUCCUUCCCCUGACCACACCGCGUUUUGAGCUGUGUUUCAAACAUCAUAAAGAGGACGACGCGCAGGAAACAUGACGAGUUUUGCCAGUACGGUGUUUUGCAGGGUCGAGAGGCUGUGUCACCACCUCCCCGUGGCCCUCAACACCUUCCUGGUCUUCUCCAUCACCGGGGAGGUGAGCUAUCUGGUCCUGGUCGAGGCUCCGCUGGAGGCCGACCAGAAGAAGACGCAGUGGUCCGCCUGGUGGAAGGUGGUCCAUUUACUGGCCCAGUACUUCAUGCUGGGAAACAUCUGCUGGAACGCAAUGCUCUUCCUCAGAACCAGCCCCAGCAUCAGGGGGGUUUUCCUGGGAGGAGAGGGCGUGGGCCAGGGGUGGCGGUACUGUUAUACAUGCGAGACACACACUCCUCCUCGCUGCUCCCACUGCUAUGACUGCAAAGUGUGUGUGCUGCGGCGGGAUCACCACUGCGUCUUUUUUGGCCAGUGUGUGGGCUUCCUUAACUACCGCUACUUCCUGUGCUGCUUGUUGUUUAUGUGGUCUGGGCUCCUGUAUGCCACGCUGAUGAACGCAGAGGUCUUCAUUGUCAUAUUGAAGGAGGGGGUGACUGUGCACAGUGUCCUGCUGCUGCUCAUACCCUGGAUCAUGCUUGUGUCAGGCCAGGUCUCAGCGCGUGCUUUUGCCUUCGCCUUCAUCGCUGACACAUGUGUGGUGGGCUUCCUGCUGGUGUCCGCCUUCUUUUUCUUCCAUCUCUUCCUGAUGUUCCGGGGACAGACCACCAGGGAGUGGUACUCGUCCCGCCGACCCUACAGCCUGGGACUCCUGGGCAACCUGGGUCACGCCCUAGGCCUUCGCUGGUACCUCUGCUGGCUCUGCCCACUCAUCCCAUCGCCUUUACCUGGAGAUGGGAUAAACUUCCAGGUCACAGGAUCACUGGAACCCACCCGGUAACAGCUAAAAAGUCUGAAUAUUAAAAUGCCAUUUGUCUUUACUCUAGUGGGGAUGGUUAAUGCUAUCGGGGAGCAUCAGCAGGGAAGAUCACCUCAGUUCAAGACGAGAUAUCUUGGGAUGGGAAGAAGCUAGAAUAGUGUGUGGUUGUCAAAUAUGUGACUGGGUAUAACUGUCUACCAGUAUCUUCUCUGUAUCUUUUACCUGUGCUGAGACAAAGAAAUUAUGGGUUUACUUUGGAAGGCACAUUGACCCCGACCUAAAAGUAACCUGUACACUCAUUGAGGCUGUGCCUCAGAAUAUUAACGCAGAAAUUAGCAGUGUUCCUUUGGAAUACUGAGCACAGAAAAUGUAUGUAAACAACACUGAAAGGAGAAUGUAUUUUAUUGAUUGUGCAAAAUAAUUUUAAAUUCACAUUAAGAGGCACCAGCAGUUCCUGGCUAUAACUCCUGGGUAGUCAUCCUCCAGGAAUUCAUGACUACUCACCUGCCCCCUCUCCUACAGUUAAACUGCCUAAAUCUGAAGGUUGAACAAAUUUGGCCUGCACUCUUCCUGAAUAGAGUAUAGAAUAUAGACUAUAAAAAAAAACACCAUCAUUAGCCUCCUAUCUGGUGUUGAGCGUUCGCUGCCAUGAUCAUGAUGUGCGUAUGCUUUCCACUCCCGAGCUGGGUUUAUUACACUGAACUUUUUUACAGGAUAUUUUUGCGCCACAUGUGGCAAUGAGAGCAAUGACAGGGAGUUCAUAAUGAUGUCUUUAACAUCUACAAGACUACGAAUGUGCAAGAAAACAAUCAACAGUAAUUGUAUAUGGUAUGAAAUUUUGUUGCAGUUUACACACUAAUGUAAAGUCAUUUAGUAAAUGCAGUAUUUAAAAUCUAUCUAUGGAUGUCAUGUGAACCGUCUUUCUCCAUGUUUCACAUCACACUGCUCCUGUUUUAGUCAGUCAGGGACUAUUGCAAACCAAACCUACACUAUAAAAUGCUAUAGUCUUUUUUUCGUUGUUGUUGUUGUUGUUUUGUUUAUGUUCCUGGAGACGUUUCACCUGACUGUUUUGAGUAUAUGUUAUUUUGUCAGUUUUCUGGUGUGAACACACUGCACACUCAAAACCUGCUCCGAUUUAGUAAAUAAUAUGGAUUAGGGACACAGCUAACAUAUCUUACAGCCCUCGAUGCCAACUCAAUUUCCGAUGCCUCGUUACGACAGCCCCCAGCACCCCACCCACCGCACUUUUGCACCUUUGCUGUAUGUAAAUUUAAUUAUCCUGGCCUUAAAAUGUAGUGAAAAAUCGAAAGCCUUUGUUUUGACAGGUGCUCUUACUUGUCCUACACUAAAAUUUCAUUACAACCAAAAAUAUUGUUUGUAAGUAUUGUUAGUUGUUUUACUAAAUGUAUUUGUCUGCUUAAUUUCUUUUUUUUCUGCCAUUUCAUAUGGGUCACACCAUUUUUGGUUUUGCCAUCUAAAGUGAUAAAAUAAAUUGUGUCAAGGGAGGUAAGGAACUGUUGAAAAAUGUUUAAUGUUAUUAUUUUGCAUUUUGUACUCUGAAAAUUGAUGUGGUGUAAAUUGUGUUGUAAUAAUUAAAUUUUGGUCUGGAAAUUG
Messenger RNA from Xiphias gladius (swordfish), 2796 nucleotides. RefSeq names its product zinc finger DHHC-type containing 24 (gene zdhhc24). Gene Ontology annotation, cellular component: Golgi apparatus; endoplasmic reticulum. Gene Ontology annotation, molecular function: protein-cysteine S-palmitoyltransferase activity. The record is from RefSeq and is a predicted model, not a curated record. Gene Ontology annotation, biological process: protein targeting to membrane; peptidyl-L-cysteine S-palmitoylation. The coding region runs from base 328 to 1203 and encodes 291 amino acids. The transcript is spliced from 3 exons. Lineage: Eukaryota; Metazoa; Chordata; Actinopteri; Istiophoriformes; Xiphiidae.